This is a messenger RNA of Camellia sinensis, 942 nucleotides long. Lineage: Eukaryota; Viridiplantae; Streptophyta; Magnoliopsida; Ericales; Theaceae. The record is from RefSeq and is a predicted model, not a curated record.
AUGAGGGAAAUUUUGUCAGUUCAGCCCGCAAUCAAAAGGGGCAAGACCGAGGAGAAAGAUGUGAUUAGUUUCUUAACUAGGGACCUUGAGUGCAUUCAAACGCCUCACAACGACGCCCUAGUGGUCACCCUCCGCGUCAGAGACUUCGAUGUUAAGCGUAUCUUGAUUGACCAAGGAAGCUCGGUUGAGAUCAUGUACUAUGACACUUUUAAGCAGCUCAAACUUCGGGAUAUAGAUUUGGCUCCUGCAACUUCGCCAUUAGUUGGUUUCAACUCACAACCGGAGUGGACGAUGGGAAAGAUAAUUUUACUAGUCAAAGCCGGAUCCGUGGUCAAGCAGGUAGAGUUCUGGGUAUUGAAGGUGCUGUCCACAUACAAUCUGAUCUUAGGUAAGGGAUGGCUUCACGCUAUGCAGGCUGUAGCGUUAACCUACCACCAGGUUAUGAGGUUCCCCUCGGCUAUGGGGAAAGUUGAGGAUAUUUGGGGCGAUCAAGUCAUUUCGAAGCAAUGUUUCGUGACAGUGAAUGGGAGCAGAGCUGCCAAAGGCUUCGUGCAAAUGAUCGAAGGUCCAAAAGGCCAAAGUGUCCUUGAAAACGUUGGCACCAGGGCCGAGGAAAAGGUUGUUGAAGAAUUGGUAGGAGUGCGGAUUGACACAGAAAAUCCUAACAAGUUCUUUUUGCUAGGGUCAAGCCUGACCGCCCAAGAAAGGACUGAGAUGGUAGAGUUCUUGAUGGCCAAUAUUGAAGUCUUCGCAUGGACGCCAUACAACAUGCCUGGCAUUGAUCCAAGCUUGAUCUGCCACCAACUCAAUGUUUUCCCGGAUGCACGUCCCGUCAUUCAAAGAACGAGGAGAUCGGCCCUUCAUCAGGCCGAGGUAGUCGCGAAGGAAGUGAGGAACCUGCUAGAAGCAAGGGCCAUCCAGGAAGUGCACUACCCUCGGUAG